Messenger RNA from Penicillium expansum, 2751 nucleotides. Its product is annotated as alpha-L-rhamnosidase. Lineage: Eukaryota; Fungi; Ascomycota; Eurotiomycetes; Eurotiales; Aspergillaceae. The transcript has a single exon. The record is from RefSeq and is a predicted model, not a curated record. Gene Ontology annotation, biological process: carbohydrate metabolic process. Bases 1 to 2751 code for a protein of 916 amino acids.
AUGGUCGAGAUUAUGGCAAUACGCUUCGAACAGCAUCCCUCAGGACUAGGCGUAAAUUGCUCUUUGCCUCGCAUCUCCUGGACCUUCUCCGCUGUCGAUGAGUCCAUUUCCGACUGGACGCAGUCCCAGUAUGAGAUUUCCGUGCGCCAUGAAGCUGGAUCUCCAUCUAACUUCAGUAUUAAAAGUCCCAAUUCAUCAAUGGUCCCUUGGCCGAGCACGCCACUGCUGUCGCGAGAACAAGCCCAGGUGCGAGUUCGAGUGUAUGGUAGCUGGAAGGAUAGGCCAAACAGUGGCACACAUUCGGAUUGGUCUGCCUGGUCGUCUUGGGCAGUAGUGGAAUGCAGUCUUCUUAGUCCGCAGGAUUGGACUGCAAUACCUAUUUCCAGCCCAUCCGUUCCAAUGAGCCACAAAGACGAACCACUGAGGCCUUUACUUUUUCGAAAGGAAUUUGUGUUGCCUGGCGGGGUUAGCUCUGUGCGACGGGCCCGACUAUAUAUUACGGCGUUUGGGGUCUACCGGGCGUAUCUCAAUGGUUCACGAAUCGGGGAUCAUGAAAUGGCGCCUGGAUGGACAAGUUACCACAAUCGACUUGCAUAUCAAGUUUUUGACGUCGAUUCAUUGGUAUACCAACAUGGCAGUAACGUGCUGAGUGUCGAGGUCGCCGAAGGCUGGUAUGCGGGCCGUCUGGGCUUUGGCGGUGGCAAACGGCAUAUAUACGGAGAUCGGAUGGCAGUCAUGGCUCAGUUGGAGGUAGGUGGGCUCGCAGGUGGACGAUUCCAGGUGGUGUCAGAUACCAGCUGGAAGUGCCACCCAAGUCCCAUUGUGAAGAGUGAAAUCUACAACGGCGAGUUGUAUGAUGCGCGGGCGGAAGUCGCCGACUGGCACCAACAUGGCCCUCGUUAUUGUGACACCGACUGGGAGGACGUCUCCGUUUUGGACUUUCCCCGGGCAAGAUUAUACGCUCCAAACGCGCCCCCAGCACGAACAACGGAGAUAUUGACCCCCCGGAAGAUAAUUACCACCCCAUCCGGCCGUAAUAUCCUCGACUUUGGCCAGAAUCUGGUUGGAAAGCUUCUAAUACAUUCGAUGACCCUCCCAUUGAACGCAACGGUGAGCUUCACUCACGCUGAGGUCAUGGACGACAACGGUGAAUUGGGAACACGACCCCUUCGUGGUGCGCAAUGCGUCGAUACGAUUAUCUCAUCCGGGCAGUCGUUUAUUGAUUGGUCUCCGAAAUUCACAUUCCACGGUUUUCGAUUCGUGCAAGUCGAUGGAUGGGACCCUCGGACGGAGCCGUCCUGGCAGAGCAACAUUCGGGCGCUGGUAAUUCAUACCGACUUCAAGCGGACGGGGCGAUUUGAGUGUUCUAACCCGGCCAUCAAUCAAUUACAUCAAAACGCCUGCUGGAGUAUGCGUGGGAACUUUUUAUCCAUCCCCACAGAUUGCCCCCAGCGAGACGAACGAUUGGGUUGGACGGGAGACAUCCAGGUUUUCGGCCCAUCUGCGACAUUCCUUUAUGACUCCAUUAGCAUGCUUUCAGAGUGGAUGGAAGAUGUGGCUUGCGAGCAAUCAGAUCACCACGGCGUUCCCCCUCUGGUUGUACCCAAUAUUCUAGACCACGUGUGGCCAUCCAUUCCCCAAGCUCUGUGGGGCGAUGUGGUGAUAAUACUUCCCUGGAUACUAUAUCAAUCAUCGGGUGAUGCCGAUAUUUUACGUCGACAGUAUCCCAGUAUGACCUUGUGGCUAAAUGAGGGAGUAUGUCGAGGCGAAGACGGACUAUGGGAUCCUGAGUUAUGGCAAUUGGGUGACUGGCUCGACCCCCAAGCGCCGCCCGACGAGCCUGGUGAUUGCCGAACGAGCGGCACGCUAGUAGCAGACGCAUACCUUGUGCACGUCACAUCUCUUAUGGCUAAGAUUGCCUCGAUCCUCGAGCGAGAGACAGAUAUUACACAUUACAGCUGCAAAGCUAAGCGUCUCCGUGCCCUUUUCCAAGACAAGUACAUUACGCUAUCCGGCCUCAUAGUCGGGGACUCCCAAACAGCCUACUCCUUGGCAAUCGUCUUCGGGCUCUUAUCCACACAGCAGCAGCUGGCCACGGCGAGGUAUCAACUUGCUAUGCGUGUCCGAAUGGCAAAGUUUCGCGUAGCAACCGGGUUUGCCGGUACCCCUCUGGUUUUGAGGGCUCUCAACGAUACCGGGAAUCUUUCUUUGGCCUACCGGAUGCUCCUCGAAGACCGCUGCCCAUCAUGGCUGUACCCUAUCUCUAUGGGCGCUACCACCAUCUGGGAACGCUGGGACAGUAUGCUGCCAAACGGUUCUAUCAACCCAGGUGAAAUGACUUCUUUCAAUCAUUACGCCCUGGGCUCUGUUGUCAAUUGGCUUCAUGAGACUGUGGGCGGGUUGCGGCCGCUUGAACCUGGUUGGAAGACUGCAUUGGUGUUUCCUCAGCCAGGAGGCUCUUUAACGCACUCUGCAGUGUCGUAUGAGAGUAUCUACGGCAGGUGGAGCUGCCAGUGGAGCAUCGGUCACGAUACCGAUCGAGACGGAGCACUGAAAUUCUGUUUGGAUCUGACAGUCCCACCAAACUGCCAAGCAGUGGUCAAGGUCAAGGGCGCUAAAGAUGGUUCCAACAAUCUGGAGGAGAAUGUGGGAUCUGGAAAGCAUCAGUGGAGCAUCCCCUUAUAUCCUUUGCCAUGGCCGCCCCAGGCGACUGCACCAUUCAUAACAAAUCCAGGGCAAGGUGUGAAAUAG